Molecule: messenger RNA, 1997 nt
Organism: Fusarium oxysporum Fo47
Lineage: Eukaryota; Fungi; Ascomycota; Sordariomycetes; Hypocreales; Nectriaceae
Product: histidine phosphatase superfamily
Exons: 2
Coding region: 152-1729 (525 amino acids)
Biological process (GO): dephosphorylation
Molecular function (GO): phosphatase activity
Source: RefSeq, a predicted model, not a curated record
GACGCGGCCCGGGCGGCGCCACGGAGCUAUUACCAAGAUUUAAUCGGAUCGUUAUGUCAUGACCUCGAAACCAGACGAUUCUGUCCUGAAGCAAAGCUAUCAUUGAUCAUCAGAGUCACUGCCAGCUCUCGAUACCCGCCGGACCGUCACAAUGUCAACUCUCGAACCCCGACCUCCGUACUCAGAAGCUGAGAUCAAGAACCUUUAUCCGCCUCAACUACGUCUGCAACUCGUCCAGAUCCUUCUCCGUCACGGCGAACGCACACCUAUCACCGCUCGCUUCACUUCCACAGGCCUUGCACCUUUCUGGCCAUACUGCUCUGCAGCUCGUCGUUUAACCAGCGUCAUUCUCGAUCCUUCUGCCACCGACACCCAUGUCGAUCCCGCCGACAACCCAGGCCUUACUGCUCUCGAGUGGAAGCGCCGUCUCGAGACCUUUGGGCCUGAUGAUGCGCCUAUCUUAGCCACUGGCCGCAAUGGCGAGCUUGAUGCUAUCUGCGAUAUGGGCAUGUUGACCGAUCGUGGACGAGAAACAACGUAUAAUCUUGGCCAGCGCCUGCGCCAUCUCUACGUCGAUCAGCUUCGCUUCUUGCCGGAAAAACUCGCUUUUGACACUGACACAGCUGCCAUCUACCUCCGCGCUACACCUAUACCCCGCGCUCUUGAAUCUCUUCAGCAAGCUUUCUACGGCCUCUACCCUCCCUCAGCUCGCGCCUCUGGCCUUCAUCCUCCCACAAUCCUUACUCGAUCACCUGCUGACGAAACCCUCUUCCCCAAUGAUGGCAACUGUCGACGCUUCGCUGCUCUCGCACGCGCUUUUGCUCAGCGCUGUGCUGAUCGCUGGAACGACUCCGACGAGAUGGCAUAUUUGACAAAACGCCUUGGUCGCUGGAUGCCUGAGGAACACCCACACGUUGCUGUGGACUCUCGCCCUCGCCUUAGUGGUAUCAUGGACACUAUCAAUGCUACAAAGGCCCACGGUCAAGCCACUCGGUUACCUAAAGAGUUCUACGAUCGAGAAGUCAAGCGAAUUAUUGAGAAGAUCGGUGUUGAGGAGUGGUAUGCCGGAUACAAAGAGAGUGAGGAGUACCGCACUCUAGGCAUUGGUGGACUUCUCGGAGACGUUGUCUCUCGUAUGGUCGGCAGUGCUGAGCGUUCUACUGCUGAUGGCGAGUAUGAGCUGGCUCUCAACAAGAAGGUAUCUGCUACUACACCACAACCUGUACGAUUUGGAAUGAGCGGUUGUCACGAUACCACUCUUGCUGCCACACUCGCCAGCCUCGGCGCCUUCAACGAAGAGGCCUGGCCGCCUUUCACAAGUCACGUCGCGAUUGAACUAUUCCGUCACGUCAAUGCAGGCGCCACACCUCCCCCUGAAGCCCCUAAACCCACUGGCUUCCUGUCCUUCUUCGGCUUGGGUAGUAAAGGAGCCUCCCAUGCUGGAUUACCACCCCCAGGCAUCGGUCGGAAGAAGACUCCAGACCUAACAGAGAACGAAAAGGAGCGCCUGAAGGGUUACUAUGUCCGCCUGCGCUACAAUGACCGCCCGGUGACUAUCCCUGGCUGUGCACCAACAGGCAAGCAUCUUGAUGGUGAUGAGUCCUUUUGCACUUUGGAGGCCUUCAAGGAGAUUGUGGAUAAGUUCACACCCAUAAACUGGAAACAACAGUGUCGCACCAAUAUAAAGGACCCAGCCUUUCCUUCUAAGCCCGAGCCAUCGGGAUAUUAAUUGUGAAAAUAAUCUGCAAGCACAUGGGAGGUAACCGAGAUCCUCUAAUAUUUAACACUGCCGCAGUCCUGGAGACUGCGUGCAUUUACCAUUAGGCUCUAAUCUCUUUCUGCUCUCAACGACCUCGAGACCUCAAAUCGGCGGCUAUAAACUAAUUGGGUACAUACAUAAGACACCACCCAUGUAGAAGAACUGAACUGUCACAGACAUAAAUAGACAUAUUGUUAAGUGAUCAUAUGAUCUGCGUUCAAGACUGUAGUGCCUAACC